Myotis lucifugus (little brown bat) is the source of this 2991-nucleotide messenger RNA. It is a transcript of the gene ZFP37, whose product is annotated as ZFP37 zinc finger protein. Gene Ontology annotation, cellular component: nucleus. The record is from RefSeq and is a predicted model, not a curated record. NCBI's taxonomy places the organism in Eukaryota, Metazoa, Chordata, Mammalia, Chiroptera, Vespertilionidae. Gene Ontology annotation, biological process: regulation of transcription by RNA polymerase II. Bases 62 to 1960 code for a protein of 632 amino acids. Gene Ontology annotation, molecular function: DNA-binding transcription factor activity, RNA polymerase II-specific; RNA polymerase II cis-regulatory region sequence-specific DNA binding; zinc ion binding. The transcript is spliced from 4 exons.
GCAGCACCCGCAGCGGCCGCGCUGGGGUGGGCCGCCGGGUCGGCCUCCGACUGCGACCCCGAUGCCGACAAAGCCGGAGUCCGCGGGCCGGAGGAGGAGCGCGAGGAGCUCCGAAGAGGCCGCGGGUCCGCCGGGGAUGGCCGCGCCCGAGCCCGGGGGCCGCGCGGGGGGAUCGGUAACUUUCAAAGAUGUGACUAUGGCCUUUACCCAGAAGGAAUGGGAGCAACUAGAUCCUGCUCAGAGGAGCCUGUACAAAGAUGUGAUGCUGGAGAACUAUAGCAACCUCACCUCGAUGGGGUAUCAAGCUGCCAAACCAGACAUGAUCUCUAAGUUGGAAAAAGGAGAAGAGCCAUGUUUGGGAAAGAGGAAAAGACCCAGACAAGGUGGUCCGAGUGAAAUAGCAAGACCCAAACAAAUAGGAGCCAAUAGAAAAAUGGUUCAACAAGAUGAUGACCAGCUAGAGAGUCACCAGGAAUCUCAAAAAAAACUCCUUAAGGAAGUUGCAUUCAAGAAAAAAUCUCAGACUAAGAAGAAAGGCCAUGAAUAUAGUUCAUUGGGGGGAAAAAAUGUGAGUACAACACAAGUUUCUUUCAAAAAAAAGAUUCUUAAAUUCAAUUCACAGGGAAAGAGUUUGAAACAGAAUGUAGACUCUUCAAAAAAGAAACCUGAUGUAGCUAAAGAGCACAGAAAAUCAUCUAGCAGUAGCUUAUCUGAAACAAAGAAAGACAAAAAUCAAACUGGUAAGAAACAGAAAUUAGCCAACGAUAGCUCAUCUAAUAGGUGUGACAAAACUCAAACUGACAAGAAACAUGAAAAAUUAGUUCGUCAUGGAUCAUCCCAUACUAAAUGGAACAAAAUUAAAACUGGAGAGAAACAUGAAAAAUUAUCCAGCCAUAGCUCAUCUCCUCGUAAGUGUGACACAACUCAAGCUAAAGUGAAACCAUAUGAAUGUAAUCAGUGUGGGAAAAUUCUCAGCCAUAAACAAGGACUUAUAGACCAUCAGAGAAUUCAUACCGGGGAAAAACCAUAUGAAUGUAAUGAAUGUGGGAUAGCCUUUAGCCAAAAGUCACACCUUAUUGUACAUCAGAGAACUCACACGGGAGAAAAACCAUAUGAAUGUAAUCAGUGUGGCAAAGCCCAUGGUCAUAAGCAUGCCCUCACUGACCAUCUAAGAGUUCAUACUGGGGAAAAGCCUUACAAAUGUACUGAAUGUGGGAAAACCUUUAGACACAGCUCAAAUCUUAUUCAACAUGUAAGAUCUCAUACCGGCGAAAAGCCCUAUGAAUGUAAGGAAUGUGGAAAAUCCUUUAGGUAUAACUCAUCUCUUACUGAACAUAUAAGAACUCAUACAGGUGAGAUACCAUAUGAAUGUAAUGAAUGUGGAAGAGCCUUUAAGUAUAGCUCAUCACUUACUAAACACAUGAGAAUUCAUACAGGUGAGAAACCCUUUGAAUGUAAUGAAUGUGGGAAAGCUUUCAACAAGAAGUCACACCUAAGUAUACAUCAAAGAACUCAUACUAAGGAGAAACCCUACAAAUGUGAUGAAUGUGGAAAAGCCUUUGGACAUAGCUCAUCUCUUACUUACCACAUGAGAACACAUACCGGUGAAAGUCCCUUUGAAUGUAAACAAUGUGGGAAGGCCUUCAAACAAAUUGAAGGCCUUACUCAACACCAGAGAGUUCAUACUGGAGAGAAACCCUAUGACUGUAAUGAAUGUGGGAAAGCUUUUAGUCAAAAGGCACACCUCAUUGUACAUCAGAGAACUCAUACUGGGGAGAAGCCCUAUGAAUGUAAUGAAUGUGGGAAAGCCUUCAAUGCAAAGUCACAACUUGUUAUACAUCAGAGAUCCCACACUGGAGAGAAACCCUAUGAAUGUAAUGAAUGUGGGAAAGCCUUCAAACAAAACUCAUCCCUUACCAAACAUGUGAAAACUCACUCAGAAGAGAAAUCUCAUGAGUAAAAUCUCAUGUGGGAAGUCUUUUAACUGAACUGAAGGGUUUAUUUAACCUUAGAAGUAUUCUGAGUUUAAAUGAUGUUAGGAAGCCUUUAACAAGAAGUCACACCUCAUUAUACAUGAGAGAAUUUGCAAAUGAAUCUUUACAUAGAAGCUAUCGAGAGUUUAAACUCGAUACUAAACCUUUUAUAGAAAAUAUUGUUUUAAAAACAAUUAUUGUAAAUGACCUAUAUGUUCAGAUUAAAAUAUAGUUUUUAGAAUUGUUAAUAUGUUGAAUAAGCAGAACACUAGAGAAACCAAUUACAUACGCUGAAAAUUUCUGAAUUGCUUGAGUGUUAUGUACUUAAACACUACAUAUAAAAAUUUAAUUUGCAUAUCUGUUUAUUGCCAUGUAUAAAUGUUUGUGGCCAUUGAUAUAAGGCUCAUCUUUGAUAUUAUCUAUCACCCAGCUCUUACUGUCUUUGUUACCCUCUGCAUCAGCAGAAAACUUUAUAAAAAGGUUGUAAUUAUUUAUUUUUAAAAUGUCAACACCAAAUUAAGAGAAAAUGAAAGAAAGCAGCUGAGAAUACACAGGUGCUGGUAGAAAAUAAUGUUCAAGAUAUAUUGUUAAGUGAAAAUAGCAGGUUGUUGAACUGUGCAUUUAAUAUGUUCCCACUUGUGUACCAAAGGGUGUGUGUGCCUGUCUCUGUAUAUAUCUACAUACACGUUUGUAUCUGAAUAGACUUGGUUUGAAAAAUACAGAUGAAACUUAAUAGUGGUUGCCACUGGGCACAAGAGUAUAGGAAUGGCAGAGCCUGGGCUGAGAGGGAGAUCUCCUUUUUAUUGCAUACUGUUUGAACUUUUUCAUCAUGUAUAUGUAUCAUUACCACAAUUAAAAUCCUUUUCAUAUGUGUAAAUCAACAUGAAUUAAAAUUUUCACUGAGCCCACUCCAUUAUGAUAUUUGACAAAAUAAAAGUUUCUGUGCCUAUUUGUGAAUGAUGAUGAGUCUAAGAAUAUGUCAUUAAACUUGAUAUUGAAUUCACAAAGACUUUUCCUA